UACUGUAUCUUAUAUAUGUGGUGGGUAGCUGCCAAUUCAUCAAGUUAAUCCUCUCUCUCUGAGGACACAUCUCCCCUACACCACCAUGAUGACAGACAUCUCAGCUUUCCUCCGAAGUAUUAUCAAUGGAAACGAUCCCCUCUCACGCUUGCUCUUCACCCUCUUUGUUAUCUUUACGCUCUCUUGGUAUGUAUGGAUUUACUCCAAAAGUAAUAAGGUCACCCCACCGUUGCCACCGGGACCCCGUGGCCUGCCCUUGGUCGGAAACCUUCUCUCCCUCGACCCGGAACUGCACUCAUACUUCGCCGGCCUUGCCCAGAAACACGGACCCAUACUCAAGCUCCGGCUCGGCAACAAGCUCGGCAUCCUGGUGACCUCCCCAUCCCUUGCUCGCGAAGUGCUCAAGGACCACGACGUCAACUUCGCAAACCGUGACGUGCCCGCCUCUGCCCGGGCCUUAGCCUAUGGUGGGUCCGAUAUAGUGUGGACCCCGUACGGGCCGGAGUGGCGGAUGCUCAGAAAGGUCUGUGUGCUCAAGAUGCUCAGCAACGCAACCUUGGACUCCGUCUACACGCUCCGCCGCAAACAGGUCCGAGAAACCGUCGCGUACUUCUACAGUAGGGUCGGUUCUCCCGUGAACAUCGGGGAGCAGAUGUUCUUGACGGUGCUCAAAGUAAUAACCAACAUGCUGUGGGGUGGGACGGUGGAAGGUGAAAAGAGUGCGAGCGUAGGGUCGGAGUUCAGGGAGGUGGUGAACGAGAUGACUGAGCAUUUGGGGAAGCCUAACAUCUCGGAUUUUUAUCCUAGUUUGGCUCGGUUCGAUUUGCAAGGCAUAGUGGGGAAGAUGGCAGGGUUGGCCCGACGGUUUGAUCGGAUCUUUGAUGUCAUGAUAGAUCAAAGACUGAAGAUCAAUAAAGAAGACGGGAGCAGAUCAGCAGCUGAGGAUAUUGUUUCCGGCAAGGAAGAUUUCCUGCAGUUUUUAUUGAAAUUGAAGGAUGAAGGAGAUUCCAAGACACCUCUCACCAUGUUCCACCUCAAAGCAUUGCUCAUGGAUAUGGUGGUGGGUGGGACAGAUACAUCCUCCAACACGAUCGAGUUUGCCAUGGCUGAAAUUAUGAACAAACCAGAAGUGAUGAAGAAAGCCCAGCAAGAAUUAGAGGAUGUAGUUGGCAAAGACAACAUUGUCGAAGAGUCUCACAUUAACAAAUUAUCCUACUUGCAUGCUGUGAUGAAAGAAACGCUGAGGUUGCACCCUGUGCUGCCGCUCUUAGUCCCUCAUUGCCCCAGCGAGACGUGCGCCGUGGGAGGCUACACCAUUCCAAAAGGCUCUCGGGUGUUCGUGAAUGUGUGGGCAAUUCAGAGGGACCCUUCCAUCUGGGAAAAUCCAUUAGAAUUUGAUCCCCUGAGGUUCUUCAAUAAUAGUAAAUGGGAUUACACUGGAAGUGACUUAAACUAUUUCCCAUUUGGGUCUGGCCGAAGAAUAUGUGCUGGCAUAGCAAUGGCUGAGAGGAUGGUGAUGUAUUCACUUGCUACUCUUUUGCAUUCUUUUGAUUGGAAAUUGCCUCCUGGAGAUCAGAAGCUGGACCUUUCGGAAAAGUUUGGGAUCGUUCUAAAAAAGAAGAACCCUCUUGUUGCAAUUCCUACCCCAAGGUUACCUGAUCCAUCUCUCUAUACCUAAGUUCACGGGGCCGUGAGAUUGUAAUAAUGAUCGAUGUUUUUUAUGUCUCAGUUUUUUGCUCCAUUUGGCCGCUUCGAGUCUUUGAAGUUGCUCAAAUUAAUUUGUACGCAAGAAGCUAAUUAAGUAAUCCUGCAAUCUUAAAAA
Juglans microcarpa x Juglans regia is the source of this 1822-nucleotide messenger RNA. RefSeq names its product flavonoid 3'-monooxygenase CYP75B137-like. The transcript has 2 exons. Bases 86 to 1678 code for a protein of 530 amino acids. Gene Ontology annotation, molecular function: heme binding; monooxygenase activity; iron ion binding. NCBI's taxonomy places the organism in Eukaryota, Viridiplantae, Streptophyta, Magnoliopsida, Fagales, Juglandaceae. The record is from RefSeq and is a predicted model, not a curated record.